CACAUUAAUUAAAAAAGUGGAGAUUUUUUUAUUUUUUGAAACUAAAAAGUUGAGAUUUUAAGAAAGAGAACACCCCAAACAAACACAAUAUAUCUUCUAACACCGAUAAUAGCAAAUAUAUCACACACCACAGCUUUGAGAUGAGCCAGCGUGUUCCAUACUGCCACAUCGAUGAGACUCCGGCGGCCACCGUCCGCUCCACCAAAGCUGCAGAUAUCCCCAUGCUAAACUACGAGGUAGCCGAGCUCACAUGGGAAAACGGGCAACUGGGGUUGCACAGCUUAGGUCCAACACCAGUGCCUGCUCCAUCAAAGUAUUUUACAGGAGCCGGUGGAACAUUGGAGUCAAUAGUAGACCAAGCUACUCGCUUUCCUAACCCUAAGCCCACCGAUGAGCUCGUCCCAUGGUUCCACCCCCGCUCUUCCACGGCCGGCUUGGAUGCGCUUGUCCCCGAGCAGCAGAGCCACCCACCCACCCACGUGGACUCGUGUAGCAAUGGUCAUCCCAUGGCUGGUGUAAAACGAGCCCGAGUAGCCUCAGGGUGGAGCACCGGCGGGAGCCAAAAUCUGACCUUUGAAACUUACGGUUUCACCUCAACAUCACUGGAUGAUAAUUCCAGCUCCGGCGGGAAGCCUUGCACUAAAACCUCCAACAUUUACGGUCAUGACUCCGUCUGCCACAGUCGCCGACAGAUGGAGGAAGAAGAAGAGAAGCAAGCGGGAGGAAAAUCAUCAGUUUCAACUAAGAGAAGCAGUGCCGCUGUUAUUCAUAACCAAUCCGAACGAAGGAGAGAAAAGAUCAAUCAAAGGAUGAAGACUUUGCAGAAACUGGUUCCCAAUUCCAGCAAGACGGAUAAAGCGUCGAUGUUGGAUGAAGUGAUAGAGUACUUGAAGCAACUUCAAGCACAAGUGAGCAUGAUGUGCAGAAUGAACAUGCCUUCCAUGAUGCUUCCCAUGGCCAUGCAGCAGCAGCAACAACAACUUCAACUCUCUCUCAUGUCCAGUUCCAUGGGUUUAGGGCUUGGCAUGGGGAUGCCCGGUCUUGGUCUUCUAGACCUUAAUUCUAUGAACCGAGCUGCUGCAACGGCUCCUAAUAUCCAUGCCAACAUGAUGCCGAACCCAUUUGUGCCCAUGACUUCUCCAUCGUGGGAGGCCUCCUCUUCUACCGACACUCGAUUUCAGUCUCCUCUUAUCCACGAUCCUAUGCCAGCCUUUCUUUCACGUUCCUCGCAGCAAACGACGAUGGAAGCAUAUAGCAGGAUGGCGGCAUUAUAUUAUCAGCAAAUGCAGCAACAGAUGAUACCUACUCCUUCAAAUCCAAAAUGAUUAUAUUAUUUAAAACUUAAGUUUACAUAUAUGUAUUGCAGAUCUUCACCAUACGCAUUCCAUCGUAUUUUAUAUGUUUAGGGCAUAUAGGCUACACAUGAACUUUAUAUGAUUUACUUUAAAAAAAGGCCUGAUUGUAAUUAUAUCUCGUCCCAAAUAUGAUAUGAUCAUGUUUGAGUGAUUAUGUAA
Raphanus sativus (radish) is the source of this 1514-nucleotide messenger RNA. RefSeq names its product transcription factor UNE10-like. Gene Ontology annotation, cellular component: nucleus. Gene Ontology annotation, molecular function: protein dimerization activity. The transcript is spliced from 6 exons. The record is from RefSeq and is a predicted model, not a curated record. The coding region runs from base 141 to 1325 and encodes 394 amino acids. Lineage: Eukaryota; Viridiplantae; Streptophyta; Magnoliopsida; Brassicales; Brassicaceae.